AUGGGCACAAACGGAGGGGGCGGGCUAGGCGAAAGUGCCGGCAUGAUGGGGAGCAGUGCCAAUCAACCGCCAGUGACCGAGUAUACCCUUCAAGGUGUCAUGCGGUUCCUACAGACAGAAUGGCACCGCCACGAACGCGACCGGAACGCCUGGGAGAUCGAGAAGCAGGAGAUGAAGAGCAGGAUAGCCAACCUCGAAGGACAAGCACGGAGGGCCGAUGCGACACAAAAAGCGCUGAAGAAAUAUGUCACGAUACUCGAAAAGAAGGUCAAGGACCAGGCUGCCAUGUUGAAAGCCGAAAACAAGACGGCCGACACUGAGCCUAAGGUCGAUCGUGCUUCGCUGCUUCAAGAGAAGCUCCGCCCGUCACUCGACAAACCCAGUGCUCCCUCGAUGGACCCGGGCUCGCUCGAGGCCGGUCUUGCCGACGAAGAAGCCUCGCGCAAUGAGUUGAAGUCGUUCCUUGACCAAUGCCAAGCCGAGUUCACCUACUUGAUGAUCACCCCCGCGAAUCCAAUCCCCCCAAGAGAAUCCCCACCACUACCGGUAAUUGAAGACCUGCGGGAAGGCGAUGCAUAUGGCCAGUCGCUGUUGGAUCAAUCCUACCAACAGGGGCUGCGGCAACAACAGCAGCAGCAAAACCAUGUCCGCGAGCAUCUCGCUGCGCAGGCGCAGUCUCGGCCAGCUCCAGCUCCCAAUGCGCAGACGGCAGCCCCGCCAGCCUCCGGCAACUUCUCCGUCAAGCCGCUCGAUGUUCAGUCUGCAUCGAUAGCCCGCACCUCGAACACCGAACACCCUCUCACCGGCUACGGCAACGCUACCGAGUGGACUCCAAUGACUGCGUCUACUGGGAGACAACUAGCAGAACAGGGACCUGAGCCGCUCAGCCAACCCAGGCAUAUCAACAAGAGCGAGGAAAAAGGGAAUAGCCUUGAGAAACGUGGCGUGGCUGAGACGGACAGCUGGGACUUCAACGAUGCCAACUUCCCGGGUACAGCUGCGCCCAAUCAGCCACAGCAGGUCUCAUCGAACCGUCCGGAUACCGAUGUGUUUCCGACAGCCGACAACAUCCCGAAAUCACCGAACCGUGCGACCGCGCCGCUUGCACACCGGAGAAAGAGCUCGAGCUCAAUGGCCCGGAGGAGGAGCUCAGAACAUGAGCUGUCACUCCACGCGCUGGGCUCAAAGGCGGAGAGUGCCAACUUUAAGCUUAAAUUUGGGUUACGGGGCCAUCUAGACACCGUUCGGACCGUUAUCUUCUCUGGGGGUGGCAGCCCCGGCGAGCCUGAGAUCUGCACGGCUGGGGAUGACGGGACGAUCAAACGGUUCCACAUUCCGGAUCGGCACCCGGGCCACAUGGGCCCAAGCGGCUCUGAUCUCGACGUCGUGGCUGACUUUACACACCGCGGCCAUGCUGGAGCGGUGCUCUCGCUCGCCUCUUGGUCACCAGCCCCAAAUUUCUCGACAGGUGGACGCGCCCAGGGUGACGGGUGGAUCUUUUCUGGCGGCCAAGAUGCCACGAUUCGUGUCUGGGAACGAGGGCGCGUAGACCCCAAAGCCACGCUAGACGGCCACACGGAUGCCAUCUGGGCCCUCUGCGUUCUCCCGACUAACCUGGGAACCGUCUUUGGCCAGUCCAACGCGUAUGGGACCCCAGACCGCAUCCUGCUCGUCUCCGGGGCGGCGGAUGGCAGCGUCAAGGUGUGGGCGGUCAGCGCGCCCCCCCAGCUUGCUUCUCCGCAACCUGGCGGCGGUCGCCGGGCCCAGGGCGGCCGUGUCAGGGGCAACUCGAUGAGCUCCGGCUCAGCGUUUCCCAACUCGCCGCAGCCCACGACAGCCUCAAACUCGCCGUUCCAUCACACCCUCAUUCACACCAUCUCGCGGCUAGACUCUCAGGCCAGCCCGACAUGCAUCACGCCAUUGAGCCCCAAUGGGGAAACAUUUGUGGUUAGCUAUUCCGACGCUGCCAUCAUCGUCUACGACACGCGCUCGGGCGAGGAGAUUAGCACCAUGGCGAGCCUGGAAACAUAUGACGGCACGAUAUCGACCAGUGUGAACGCGGUUGUGGCUACGACGGUGGGGCUAGACCACCACCAACCUCACCCAGGCGUGAUGAGCGAGGAGGAUACGGCCGGCGGCGGGCCCACCGGGAGCGGUCGGGCCAUGGCUGGAUCUGGGGUCGAGGGUGUCAUCAUCUCGGGUCACGAAGACUGCUAUGUGCGGUUAUUUGAUGCCAACAGCGGCCAAUGCACGUAUAACAUGGUCGCCCACCCGGCGUCCAUCUCUAGCCUCUCGCUCAGCCCCGACGGUCGGGAGCUUGUCAGCGCGGGCCACGAUGCAUCGCUGCGGUUCUGGUCGCUCGAGAAGCGGACGUGCACGCAGGAAAUCACGAGUCAUCGUGUCAUGCGCGGGGAAGGCGUCUGCACGGUCGUUUGGAGCCAGGAUGGCCGGUGGGUUGUCAGUGGCGGUGGCGAUGGGGUGGUCAAGGUGUUUGCGCGAUAG
Parathielavia appendiculata is the source of this 2502-nucleotide messenger RNA. RefSeq names its product WD40 repeat-like protein. The transcript is spliced from 4 exons. Lineage: Eukaryota; Fungi; Ascomycota; Sordariomycetes; Sordariales; Chaetomiaceae. Bases 1 to 2502 code for a protein of 833 amino acids. The record is from RefSeq and is a predicted model, not a curated record. Gene Ontology annotation, molecular function: protein binding.